Molecule: messenger RNA, 5118 nt
Organism: Lotus japonicus
Lineage: Eukaryota; Viridiplantae; Streptophyta; Magnoliopsida; Fabales; Fabaceae
Product: DNA (cytosine-5)-methyltransferase 1-like
Exons: 12
Coding region: 212-4879 (1555 amino acids)
Cellular component (GO): nucleus
Molecular function (GO): chromatin binding; DNA (cytosine-5-)-methyltransferase activity
Source: RefSeq, a predicted model, not a curated record
AAAUCCGUGGGCGCCAAAAAACCCCUCCCCCAAAAUUUGCAACCCCGCCAAAGCCAUUGGUCAGAAAAAUACACACACACACACACUCACACUCACACACACUCUCUCCUUUGAAAUCACAAACCUACCUUAUAGACACACACACUCACAACGUUACCAAAUCCCACUUCCAAACGUUGCGUUCUGCAAAAAAGGGAAGGUAAAUCCACCAAUGGGUGCGGCUUCUCUUGUGGAUUCACCGGCACCUUCCGAUGAAUCAGGUGCUAUGAACAGGAAGAGCAAAAAGAAACCUGUUGUUUCCAAAACUAAAGAUGAAGUCAAGGCUGGAGAUAAAAAAAAGAGGAGUUUUUCAAAGAGCAGUGAGCAGCCUGCUGCUACUUGCAAAAGGCCAAAACGAGCUGCAGCAUGUGAAAAUUUCAAGGAGAAAUCUUUUUCCAUAUCUGAGAAAUCCUGUCUCAUUGAAUGCAAGAAGGAUCAGAUUGUAGAUGAAGAAAUGCUAGCUGUCCGCCUGACCUGUGGACAGGACGAUGGCCGUCCAAAUAGGAGACUUACAGACUUUAUCCUUCAUGAUGAAAGUGGUACAGCACAGCCACUUGAGAUGCUGGAAAUUAAUGAUUUAUUUAUCACUGGGGUUAUAUUGCCACUAGAAGGAAGUACAGAGAAGAAAAAAGAGAACAGUGUUAGAUGUGUAGGCUUUGGUCGAAUUGAAUCAUGGGAUAUAUCUGGAUAUGAAGAUGGCUCUCCAGUUAUAUGGAUUUCGACUGAUAUUGCUGAUUAUGAUUGCCUAAAACCAGCCCUUAGUUACAAAAAAAUUUAUGAUCAUUUCUUUGAAAAGGCCCGUGCAUGUAUAGAAGUAUACAAAAAACUUGCAAAGUCUUCUGGUGGGGACCCUGACAUAAGUCUUGAUGAGUUACUUGCUGGUAUAGCACGGUCUAUGAGUGGUAGCAAGUUCUUCUCUGGAACUGCCUCUCUAAAAGAUUUUGUUAUUUCUCAGGGUGAGUUUAUUUAUAAGCAGCUCAUAGGUUUAGACAUGUCAGACAAGACAAAUGACAAGAUGUUUGCAGAUAUUCCUGCUCUUGCCUCUCUUAGAGAUGAGAGUAAGAAACAAGCAAACUAUGCACACGCACAAGUGAUGCCUUCAAAUGGGAGUUUAAGAAUUGAUUCUGGAAUUGGAGAUGAGGGGAAGAAGGAUCAGAUGGAUUCAAUACCUUCUGUAGCUGAGGAAGAUGAUGAUGUAAAGUUAGCACGGCUGUUACAGGAAGAAGAGAAUUGGAAAUCCAUGAAGCAGAAGAAAAAUCCCAGAUCAGCCUCAUCUAACAAAUACUAUAUCAAAAUUAAUGAAGAUGAGAUUGCCAAUGAUUAUCCCCUUCCUGCUUAUUAUAAAACCUCCCUUCAGGAGACAGAUGAAUUCAUUGUUUUUGAUAAUGACUAUGACAUAUAUGACACUGAAGAUCUUCCUCGAAGCAUGCUGCACCAUUGGACUUUAUACAACUCUGAUGCAAGAUUGGUUUCCUUGGAACUUCUUCCUAUGAAACCUUGUUCAGAGAUUGAUGUAACCAUCUUUGGCUCAGGUAUAAUGACUUCAGAUGACGGAAGCGGGUUCCAUCUAGAUACUGAGUCUGGCCAAUCUUCUUCUACUGCUUCUGGAGCACAGGUAACUGAUGGAAUGCCAAUUUAUUUAAGUGCCAUAAAGGAGUGGAUGAUUGAAUUUGGAUCAUCUAUGAUUUUCAUAUCCAUCCGAACUGAUAUGGCCUGGUAUAGACUUGGGAAACCAUCAAAGCAGUAUGCUCCUUGGUAUUACACAGUAAUGAAAACUGCAAGGGUUGCUAUAAGCAUUAUCACCUUGUUAAAGGAGCAAAGCCGAGUAUCGCGACUUUCGUUUGGAGAUGUCAUCAAGAAAGUAUCUGCGUUUACUCAGAACCAUAAGUCCUACAUUUCUUCUGAUGCAUCAAAAGUUGAGAGAUAUGUUGUUGUCCAUGGACAGAUAAUUUUGCAACUGUUUGCAGAAUAUCCUGAUGAAAAGAUCAGAAAGUCUCCAUUUGUUUCUGGUCUCAUGAACAAAAUGGAAGAACGACACCAUACUAAAUGGUUAGUGAAGACGAAGAAAGUUUUGACAAGGAGUGAACCAAAUUUAAAUCCUAGGGCAGCGGUGGCUUCUAUUGUAUCCAAGAGGAAAGCUAUGCAAGCUACAACAACAAAGCUGAUCAAUAGAAUAUGGGGAGAGUAUUACUCAAACCACAUGCCAGAGGGUUCAAAAGAGGGGACUGCCAGUGAACUAAAGGAUGAUGAGGAUGAAGUGGAGGAACAGGAAGAAAAUGAAGACGAGGAUGCUGAGGAGGAGACAAUAUGCUUGGAGGGAACCCAAAAGUCACACUCAGUUUCCACACAAACCAAGACAUCUUCUGCUGACGGAGAAAUAAGAUGGGAGGGGGAUCCUGAAGGGAAGACCUGUUCUGGAAAUCUUCUUUAUAAACAGGCAAUUAUUCAUGGUGAAGUUGUUUCUGUGGGCAAAUCUGUGUUGGUGGAAGUUGACGAAUUAGAUGAACUUCCUGAUAUAUAUUAUGUUGAAUAUAUGUUUGAAUCAAAGAAUGGAAAAAAAAAUUUUCAUGGUAGGCUGAUGCAGCGUGGUUGCGAGACUGUUCUUGGCAACACUGCAAAUGAGAGAGAGGUGUUUUUGAGUAAUGAAUGCAGGGAUUUGGGACUGCAGGAUGUUAUGCAGACAGUUGUUGUUAAUAUUCAAAAAAGGCCUUGGGGACAUCAGUAUCGAAAGGAUAAUAUCAUUGCAGAUAAAAUGGAUAGGGCUAGAGCAGAAGAAAGGAAGAAGAAAGGACUACCCGCUGAAUAUUACUGUAAGAGCUUGUACUGGCCUGAAAGAGGUGCUUUCUUCAGCCUUCCAUUUGACACUUUGGGUUUAGGGUCUGGAGUUUGUCACUCUUGUAAACUAAAGGAAGACCAAGAGGAGAAGGAUAUUUUCAAAAUAAAUUCAUCCAAGUCUGGUUUCCUAUUGAGAGGAACAGAAUAUUCUCUUAAUGAUUAUGUUUAUGUAAGUCCUGCUUACUUUGAAAAGAUAGAGCAAGGAACACACAAGAGUGGGAGGAAUGUUGGGUUGAAAGCUUAUGUUGUGUGCCAAGUUCUUGAGGUCAUUGUCCAAAAGGAAAUAAAAAAAGCUGAAAUAAAGUCUACUGAGGUCAAAGUCAGAAGGUUCUUCCGACCAGAUGAUGUAUCAAAUGAGAAGGCUUACUGCUCUGAUGUACAAGAGGUGUAUUACAGUAAUGAAACACAUACAAUCUCUGUAGAAUCCAUAGAAGGAAAAUGUGAAAUCAGAAAAAAGAAGGACAUCCUUGAAAGCUGUUCCCCUGGAAUAUUCCAAAAUGUUUUUUUCUGUGAGCACUUGUAUGAUCCUGCUACUGGGUCAAUCAAGCAGUUGCCAGCUCAAAUCAAAGUAAAAUAUUCAAGUGGACAUACAGCUGAUGCUGCAGCUAGAAAGAAAAAGGGAAAAUGUACAGAGGGAGAUGACAUUUCAGAUACUGAUAAGGAAAUAAAUUUAUCAAAUGAAAAACGUUUAGCAACGUUGGACAUUUUUGCCGGCUGUGGUGGCUUAUCAGAGGGAUUGCAGCAGUCAGGAAUUGCAUCAACUAAAUGGGCUAUUGAGUAUGAAGAACCAGCCGGGAAUGCAUUUAAAGCUAAUCAUCCUGACGCAUUGGUGUUUAUUAACAAUUGCAAUGUUAUUCUUAGGGCUGUAAUGGAGAAGUGUGGAGACAUAGAUGAUUGUAUCUCAACGACUGAGGCGGCAGAAUUGGCUGCGAAGCUUGAUGAGAAUGAAUCAAGUAGUUUACCGAUCCCUGGGCAAGUUGAUUUCAUUAAUGGGGGACCUCCAUGCCAGGGUUUCUCUGGAAUGAAUAGGUUUAACCAAAGCACUUGGAGUAAAGUCCAGUGCGAGAUGAUAUUAGCAUUCUUAUCCUUUGCUGAUUAUUUCCGGCCAAGGUAUUUCUUGUUGGAGAAUGUCAGGACCUUUGUGUCCUUUAAUAAAGGCCAGACAUUCCGUUUAACCUUGGCUUCACUUCUUGAGAUGGGUUAUCAGGUGAGGUUUGGUAUUCUGGAGGCGGGAGCUUACGGGGUUUCACAGUCAAGAAAAAGGGCAUUUAUAUGGGCAGCCUCUCCUGAAGAUGUGCUUCCUGAGUGGCCAGAACCAUUGCAUGUCUUUGCAGCCCCUGAGUUGAAAAUCACAUUGUCCAGAAAUAUCCAAUAUGCUGCGGUUCGCAGUACUGCACACGGUGCCCCUUUACGUGCAAUGACCGUCCGGGACACCAUUGGUGAUCUCCCACCUGUGGGCAAUGGAGCUUCAAAAACAAACAUGGAGUAUCAACAUGAUCCUGUCUCAUGGUUCCAAAAGAAGAUUCGACGUGAUAUGGCUGUCUUGACAGAUCAUAUCUCAAAGGAGAUGAAUGAGUUGAACUUGAUUCGGUGUCAGAGAAUACCGAAGAAACCAGGUGCUGAUUGGCGUGCCCUUCCAGAUGAGAAGAUAACAUUGUCUACUGGACAAGUUGUUGAUUUGAUACCAUGGUGCUUGCCAAACACAGCUGAUCGACACAAUCAGUGGAAGGGAUUGUUUGGUAGGUUGGAUUGGCAAGGGAACUUCCCAACUUCCAUCACAGAUCCUCAACCAAUGGGCAAAGUUGGAAUGUGCUUCCAUCCUGAUCAGGAUAGGAUUCUUACUGUUCGUGAAUGUGCACGCUCUCAAGGCUUCCCAGACAACUACCAAUUUUCUGGCAACAUUAUACACAAACACAGGCAGAUUGGUAAUGCUGUUCCUCCUCCUCUAGCAUUUGCUUUAGGGAGAAAGCUCAAGGAAGCGGUGGAUAGUAAGGGCUCCACUUAGGAAGAUAGCCAGAUGGGGCAUUAAAGAGCAUGCUCAUCAUAUUAAAAGAUUAGAUAAUAGUCAUCAACAAAUUGCAAAUUAUAUUUCAGGAUUCUAGAAACAAUUAAUCCUUGUAUAGAUCAGUACCCCUUGGUCAGUUUUAGGUUAAUUUCUUGUUUGAUUUUUCUUGGUGGAAGAAUUGGAAGCACAAUGUUACAUAACUCAUUUUUUUAUCAACAUGGGUUUUCUUGAUUGGUUGA